AACGACCAGUUUUUACUAAAGCCUUCCUACUAAGUUCAUUUACCUCUCCAUCUUUCAAAAAAUCAACAAAAUGGGAUGCGGAGCUUCUGCUGCGUCUGCCGAACCAGAAUUUGUGAAUGGGAAGCCCACUUUCAGGGGUGAUGUAAUAACCAAAGGCUUUGGCCACGCCAAUGGCCUUCUCUUCCGUAUUGUAAAUAAAAAAACUAGGCAAUGGGCGUACUAUAACGAUACUAAGGAGUACGAAAUGCAGGUCAAGGCAACCUUCAGCCCCGAUUGUGAUAUCAAAGCACUAGGGGAGACUAAACUGGAGCAGCUCGACACUGGUGAGUAUAUGGCAACGGUUACGGUAGGCCCCCUGAAAACUGAAAUGUUUAUCGAAGGUCGUGUGAACGGCUUUAAGGCGAGGAUGGAUGCAGUGCCUCUUUCAGAUAACUUGCAAGAGAAGCAGGAAGAAGUUGAAGAAGAAAUGAAGGAGGAGGCGCAAUAGAAUUGGUUCUCGUAUCUAGAUGACUAAAAACGUAUUGCAUGUUUAUAUGGGCGUCGGAUAAAGUAUGUACGAUAGAUUUGAAAAAGGCUGGGGAUCGUUAAAAUUUUUGUGUGAAGAGAAAUGUAUAAAUAAAUGAGAAAAGUCUUAUGUGUAAGUAUAGGUUGUGCAAUGUUGAAUUCCUCAAUUUAUUUUAGGAUUUGUAUUACAUACUGCAUCUUCUCUGUCGUUACAUUGUGUUGGAAACUUUAUUUUUAGGCAUAUAUUUUUAAAUGCAUGCCCUAAAUAUUCUUUCCUAAACAUUUGAUUUGUAUUCCUGAGUGUAUAUCACUCCUCUGCUCACGCCAUUAGCCCAAAAAACUCACAGUAUUACCCCUCCAUAUCUCUGAAAUGCAUCCACUUUUAUCUCAGUGUUCUCUAAGAAUUCAAUUACUAAACAAAUAUUGAUCGACGUAUACUUACAUUUCUUCUUUAGAAAUAAAGUGGAUGAACAAUAAAAGUCAUGGAUAUAUUUUAGUGGGGCUAAAUGUUUGGAGAUUUCGUCGUGAGUACUUUUUUUCCUUAAAAGCUUAAAAAAGCCAAGAACGAAAGAUAACGCCUAUGUACACGUUUUCAUUUUUUUUCUAUUGACUCCAAAGUCCUACUUUAUUGCAAUUUUGGAGCUAAAGGUUCCAUAUUUAUGUAUAGGAAAGAUAAUUUUUCUCAUACCUUGCACGGGUAAAACUUUUCUUGAUUUGUGGUAAUAUAUAUAUAUAUAUAUAGCCUCCGAUCAUGAUGCUUCAGCCUCUAAUAGACUUUCAAACAUUUUCAAAUCCCAAUACUUCACUUAUGUUGGCCUUAGGAAUCUGAGAAAAUGAAAAGAUAAGUUCAGAUAAAGUGUAGGACUCAUUAGUGUAUUGUCUUUAUUGUCAUUAUUUCACCUUUACUAGUUUCCUUUAGAUUCCUGUUUGGCACUAGCCUCAUAGUCAUCCAUAGUACCGUCACAAUGCAUCGGAUUUCCAGAAUAUGCUGCCGCACAUCCCGCAAAGGUCCCGGAGGUUGGUCCUUGCCUACUUUCGUCUCCACUGGGGAUCGAUCCGCGUCGUCACCACGGCCCUCGAUCGAUAAUCAUGCUAACGUUAACUCCCCUAAGAGCAAGAAUGAGCCUCACAGCGGAAAUCAUGGUCCACACGUUUACAGUUGGCGUGCUAACAAAGCCUUUGAUUUCGAGACAAUCGGACGGACUAUUCUAGGUGAUGCUUAUGAUAUGUACUGCCCUCCUUCACCCUCUGGUCUACCCCCUCACACUUCUAGGAUUUCGGCCGCCGCUAGCAAACAAGAGGGUGCAAAAACACAAGCGCCCCCAACGCGGCCGCAGUCGACGAAUUGGCUUGGUAGCCCUACCAGCACUCAUUCCAUGUUGAUGCAACGGCACUUCGGUGUUAACGACUUCUCUCUAAUCGAUCGGAAGGAGUUGACUCUUACCAAGACGAUCGAAUUAAUGAUGAACGCGACAUUCAAGCCACGCGACGCGGACAGUCGUGUCUUUGGUGGCGACAAUCGCACCAAGAUAGCGGAGCAGAGGGAAGAAUUUAAAAAUAUGGACUCCCGGAUAGUACCUUUUAUGCACGAUGACCUUAUGUUCGAUUAUUUAAAGAACAUCAACCAGCUUCACGGCCCUUCAGGGCAACUCUACACGCGUGACAUUUUAGUGGGGCGAUUAGUAGGCCUCUUGUACUUCACAGAGUCGGAGCGCAGCCUCGCCUUCAUGCGCGAACUCAAGCGUUUCCACCAGAAGCAUACCCCUGACUUUGUGGUCGUAUCUAUCUCAUUGGGUGGGAAGGAAAUGAUGGAUGUUUCGCGGCAGUUCGGAUUCUAUCACUGCUCCCACCGAGAUGGAGCGACGUGGGUGACACGAGACGCGGGGCUGAUGAUGCGACCAUGGACUCCUAUGCCCCGAUUGAUAAUUGUCAAUGGUAGUACUGGUGUGGAAAUCACACGAAGCGGGCUGACGGCGGUUUUAGUUAACCCCGAUACGUGUUUUGAUGAGUGGAAGCGUGGGGAAUCCGGUGUAAAAGCGUGUGACUGGUUACAGACAAUCUACAUUGGAUAA
Messenger RNA from Phytomonas sp. EM1, 2576 nucleotides. The record is from the annotation of a GenBank genome assembly. Lineage: Eukaryota; Euglenozoa; Kinetoplastea; Trypanosomatida; Trypanosomatidae.